Messenger RNA from Rangifer tarandus platyrhynchus (Svalbard reindeer), 756 nucleotides. NCBI's taxonomy places the organism in Eukaryota, Metazoa, Chordata, Mammalia, Artiodactyla, Cervidae. The record is from the annotation of a GenBank genome assembly.
AUGGGGAUUGUUAAAGUUGUCCAAAACAAGGCCUACUUCAAGGGAUACAAAGUGAAAUUCAGAAGACAGCAAGAGGGCAAAACUGACUACUAUGCUCGGAAACGACUGGUAAUCCAAGAUAAAAAUAAGUACAACACACCUAAAUACAGAAUGAUCGUUCAUGUAACAAACAGAGAUAUUAUUUGUCAGAUUUCUUAUGCCUGCAUAGAAGGAGAUAGGAUAGUUUGUGCAGCUUACGCUCAUGAACUCCCAAAACAUGGUGUGAAGUUUGGCCUGACAAAUCAUGCUGCAGCAUAUUGUACUAGCCUGCUGCUGGCCCGCAGGCUUCUUAAUAGGUUUGGUAUGGACAAAAUUUAUGAAGGCCAAGUCAAGGUGACUGGAGAUAAAUACAAUUACAAAUGGGUCCCCGGUUAUGACUCAGAAAGCAAAGAAUUCAGUGCUGAGGUACACCAAAAGCACAUCAUGGGGCAGAAAGCUGUAGAUUACAUGCAUUACCUGAUUGAAGAAGAUGAGGAUGCUUAUAAGAAACAAUUCUCUCAGUACAUAACGAACGUAGCUCCAGACAUGUUGGAGGAGAUGUGUAAGAAAGCUCAUGCUGCAAUACAAGAGAAUCCAGUGUAUGAGAAGAAGCCUAAGAAAGAAGUUAAAAAGAAGAGGUGGAACCGUCCCAAAAUGUCACUUGCCCAGAAGAAAGAUUGGGUAGCUGAGAAAAAGGCAAGCUCCCUUAGAGCUCUGGAAUGGGCUGCCAAGAGUUAA